CUCCUCAGCCCCCACUAAGAUUUCCACACUGUAUCCCGCUGCCCUCCUCAUCUCCCAUCACUCUGGUCCAAGGGCUCCCAGAGUUGGAUCCUGUGCUCAUCCUCCUCCUUCUCCUCCUCAUCUCCAACACUCCUCCUGCUGGACUUAAGGUGGCCCUGGUCUUCCUUCUCCUCCAACUACGUCUCUUCUUUUGACCUCCAGAAGUUUUCGCUGGGACGCGGCUCAAGAUGCCAGAGCCCACCAAGAAAGAUGAGAUGCCAAACGGGCAACCAGAAGACAGUAAAGACGCCCGUCCCUUACCUGAGAUUUGCCUGGAGGUCUCUCUCCCAGAGGCAGCAAAGGCUGAUGAGAAGAAAGCAGGAUCCCAAGAGUGUGAUAAAGUAGUGGCCCAGGAGCCAAGCAUUACUGAGAACGGCUCAAACCAACCACAGCCUGAAGAGGCUGGGGUGAAAGAGCAAGCACAGCCUGCUUGUGUUACGGUGCGAGAAGAGGUGCCUUGCUCAACCCCACCUCCGGAUGAUGAUGCUGCAGCCACUAGCCCCUCCCCAACACCCCCAUCAGAGGAUGCCAAUUCACUCAAGAAACUCUCAAUUGAGCUUCCUCAUGAUAGCGUCCCAGCCAUGGGGAGGAAAGACUCAGUGUGGUCUUUGGGAGAAGGUCAGCCCCCGGAGGAACUGGAUAAACCCAUCGAAACCCCUCCACUGUCCAUCCUGCUGAUCGAGAAACCACUGGGUGGCACUGUGUCUGUAGGGGGUGAUAUCACCUUUGUGGCUAAGGUGGAAGCCAAAGAUCUUCUCCGCAAACCUACCAUUAAGUGGUUCAAAGGGAAAUGGAUGGAUCUGGCCAGCAAAACAGGAAAGCACUUACAGCUCAAGGAGACCUUUGACCGUCAGACUAAGAUACACACAUUUGAGAUGCACAUCAUCAAAGCCAAAGAGAACUACGCCGGGAACUACAGGUGUGAGGUCACCUACAAGGACAAGUUUGACAGCUGCUCCUUCGACCUGGAAGUGAAAGAAACGGUGCAAGGCUCGCAGAACAUCGACAUUCGAUCGGCCUUCAAGAGAAGCAGUGAAGGACAAGAAGAUGCAGGAGAGCUUGACUUUAGUGGGCUCCUUAAACAUAGGGAGCCUAAACAGCAGGAUGACACCCCUGAGGUGGAUGUGUGGGAGAUCUUGAAGAACGCUCGGCCCGAUGAGUACGAAAAGAUUGCCUUCAUGUAUGGCAUCACCGAUCUGAGGGGUCUGCUGCGGAGGAUGAAGAAGAUUCCGAAGGAGGAGAAAAAGAGCGAAGCGUUUGCAAAGAAGCUGGAUCCGGCCUAUCAGGUGGACAAAGGAGGAAAGAUCCGCCUGGUGGUGGACCUGGCAGACCCCACUGUCGACCUCAAGUGGUACAAGAACGGCCAGGAAAUAAGGCCCACUCCCAAGUACAUUUUUGAGCACAAGGGAACACAAAGGAUCAUGGUCAUCAACAACUGCUCCCUCAACGAUGAUGCUGCCUACUCUGUCGCAGCGGGCGACGAGAAAUGCACCACAGAGUUGUUCGUCAAAGAGCUGCCGGUGAAGAUCAUCAAAAACAUAGAGCCAGUUAAAACUACAGUGAAUGAAAGGAUCGAGCUGGAGUGUGAGGUCUCAGAGGAAGGAGCUCAGGUUAAAUGGAUGAAGAAUGGUGUGGAGGUUCCUACAGGAGUGCGCUCCAGAUAUCGAGUCAAGAGUGAGGGAACCAAACAUUUCCUGGUGAUUGAUGAUGCCUCACGGGAGGAUACCGGCACGUACUCGCUCAUGGCCACCGGAGGCACUACUGAGGCUCAUGUACAGGUUGACUUGAAACCACUGAAGAUCUACCAGGACCUACAAGAUAUUAAGGUGUUGCUGGGUGAACCAAUCAAGCUUCACUGCGAGAUCUACCCCGGAAACGUUCCGGGUCGUUGGUACAGGAACGGUCAGCUGAUCCAGCCGAACGAUCGCAUCAACAUCCUCCACAGAAACAAAAACCAUCGACUUGAAAUUGGGACCAGCUCCCUCCAUGACUCGGGGGAUUAUACUUUCGUACCUGAGGGAUAUUCCCAGAGCCUCUCUGCUAAGGUUCACAUUAUUGACCCUCCAAGGGUUCACUUGGAGAGCUUGAAUUUCCCGGACAACACUGUAACCAUUGUAGCAGGAAAUAAGCUUCGCUUGGAAAUCCCCAUCAGCGGAGAGCCAGCGCCCAGGGUGGUGUGGAUGAAGGGAGAGAGGGUAAUUCUGGACUCCGGUCACCGUGUUCGAGCUGAGACUUACGGUGAUCAAACCAGCCUGACCAUUGAUGUGACUGAGCGAGACGACACGGGCAACUACAAGAUAGUGCUCCAAAACGAGGCUGGCGAGGAUUCGGCUUCUGUAAAAAUAAAAGUUGUGGACAUCCCUGAUGCCCCGGACGCUCCCUUGGUACCGGUGGUGGGGGGAGAUUGGUGCUCCAUGACAUGGGAGCCCCCAAAAUAUGAUGGAGGUUCACCUAUAUUAGGCUACUUUAUUGAGAGGAAGAAGAAGCAAAGCUCAAGGUGGAUGAGGCUGAAUUUUGAUCUGAUUAAGGAAACCUCAUUUGAACCCAAGAAAAUGAUCGAGGGCGUGCCUUACGAAUUGCGGAUCUUUGCAGUCAACGCUAUUGGGGUGUCCAAACCAAGUGAACCAUCCAAAGCCUUUACGCCCCUGGCCGUGACCAGUGAGCCCACGAUGCUGGUUGUGGACGAUGUGACUGACACAACAGUGACGGUGAAGUGGCGCCCCCCUGAAACCAUUGGUGCUGCUGGUCUGGACGGUUACUUGGUAGAGUACUGCAUCGAAGGAACUGACGAAUGGAUCACCUCCAACAAAGAGCUGACGGAGAAAACCAAGCACACCAUCACAGGGCUGUCUCCUGGGUCCAAAAUCUUGGUCCGUGUGAAGGCCAUCAACGCGGCUGGACCCAGUGCCCCCCGAACAAUUCAGCACUCCAUCCUUGUAAAAGAAGUCAUUGAGCCGCCAAAGAUUCGUGUCCCGAGACACCUGAAGCAAACGUACACGCGCAGGGUUGGAGAGGCCGUCAACCUGGUGGUGCCAUUCAUGGGCAAACCAAGGCCCAAGGUGAACUGGCUGAAGGAGGGCAAGCCCAUUGAGCCGACCCAUGUAAGCAUUCGCAACACAGACAAUGACAGCAUCAUCUUCAUUCGUAAAGCCGAACGCAGUCACUCUGGGAACUAUGAGAUGACAGUGCAGGUGGAGAACCAUGUGGACACAGCCAUCAUCGACAUACAGAUAGUAGAUCUCCCUGGACCUCCUCAGACUGUGACCAUUGAAGAUGUUUGGGGAGGAAAUGUGGCCCUGGCCUGGACUCCACCAAAGGACAACGGCAAUGCUCCUAUUAUCGGCUACACAAUUCAAAAGGCAGACAAGAAGACAAUGGAAUGGUACACAUGCAUUGAGCACUACCAUCGCACCUGCAUUGCCAUCACAGAACUGGUGGUCGGGAACGAGUACUUCUUCCGAGUCUACUCAGAGAACAUGUGUGGUCUCAGUGAAACUGCCACUCAGACCAAAAAGAGCGCCCUCAUCGUCAAGGAAGGCAUGCAGGUGAAAAUCCCCGAGUACAAUGACCAUGACUUUAAGGAGGCGCCCAAGUUCACCCAGCCACUGAUCAACACCUUCGCCGUCGCAGGCUACAAUACCACGCUCAACUGCAGCGUCCGAGCCAAUCCAAAGCCCAAGGUGAUCUGGAUGAAGAACAAGAUCAUCAUCUUGGACGACCCGCGCUACCGCAUGUUCAGCAACCAAGGAGUUUGCACUCUGGAGAUCCGGAAGCCCAGUCCAUAUGAUGGUGGCGUGUACACCUGUAAAGCCAUCAACGAUUUGGGGGAAGCCCAAGUGGAGUGCAAGCUGGAGGUCAAAGUCCAAACUCAAGAAUUGUGAAUGUAUGUUCUCAUAUAAGGUGGCUUCACCUUCUACGAGCUCAUGCAGCGUGGCGUCCCCCUACACCUGAUUGACAAGUACAUGAGUGAGACGAAGGUCGUGGAGCACGAGAAAUGAAACCAAAGACAUUUUAGCUCAGCCAGCCUCUUUUUCACAGGAGGAGGGCAGACAAUCAAGAUGGAUGAUGGGAUGGAUGAAGGUGGACUGUGGUGUGGCGUGCUGUGUGCUAAUUUGGAUCUAGUUACUGUAGAAAUCAUUAUCUUCUUUGUCACCCUUUUGUUUGUCAGUUCGGGUGCAUGUCGGGAAUUGCUUUUGGUUCCUUCAGUGUGUAAACAUAAGUGUAGCACAGGCGGUGACACACGCACAUCCAACCCCACCCUCACCCACACACACACACGCACGCAUACAGUAUUUACUUUUAAGUGAACGUGCUUUGAAAGGGUCCGUCCGGAGGAUAAUGGGAAUGUACAAACACUGUUUUAGUUUGGCUGGUUUGAUGAAACAACUUACAAGGCAACAUCGGGCAAAUGAAAGUGCAAACUGCUCUGCUGCUCUCACUUGAUGCACAUCUACGUAAUCCACCAGCGAGUUUCUGUUCAGGACUGAAGUGUCCUUAGUUGGCGUGAAACAUUUUGGUUCCCUGUUUGGAUUUCAGGCUUUGCCUUCUGCGCAUGCCUUUGUAAUUAUGACAUUUUAUUUGAAUAAAAGUUUCACCAAAGACUUUAUAAUGUUGUUUCUUAACUCUCUAGAGGGUUUACAUGUUUAUCUUAAUCCAGGUGACACAGGGUUUAAAUGCUUCAUUGACUGAGUUGAAAAAAAGGAUAUGUGGAUAAAAC
Messenger RNA from Synchiropus splendidus (mandarinfish), 4756 nucleotides. It is a transcript of the gene mybpc1, whose product is annotated as myosin binding protein C1. NCBI's taxonomy places the organism in Eukaryota, Metazoa, Chordata, Actinopteri, Syngnathiformes, Callionymidae. The transcript is spliced from 33 exons. The coding region runs from base 228 to 3920 and encodes 1230 amino acids. Gene Ontology annotation, molecular function: protein binding. The record is from RefSeq and is a predicted model, not a curated record.